CCCCACAGGCAGGAGGCCAGUGCUGGGAAGGCUCUGCUGGCCGUGGGUGGACCCGGUGGCCUCGCCACGCCUCCCAGACAAUCGCGGACAAGCCCCGGCUCCGGCGGGAUCCGGCACAGCGAGCAUCCCCAGGCACGGCGCGCAUCCCCAGGCACGGCGGGCACGGAGAGCCGCGGGCCAUGGCAGGCAAAGCCCACAGGCUGAGCACGGAGGAGAGGGAGCAGCUGCUGCCCAACCUGCAAGCCGUGGGGUGGAAAGAGGUGGAAGGCAGAGAUGCCAUCUUCAAAGAGUUCCACUUCAAGGACUUCAACCGGGCCUUUGGCUUCAUGACCAGAGUGGCUCUACAGGCAGAAAAACUGGAUCACCAUCCCGAAUGGUUCAAUGUGUACAAUAAGGUUCACAUCACCCUGAGCACCCACGACUGCGGGGGUUUAUCGGAGCGAGACAUCAACCUGGCCAGCUUCAUCGAGCAGGUGGCAGCUUCCCUCUCCUGACCAGGGAUCCACGCAGCCAAAAACUCACUGUGCCACUGUAUCCUGCCUCCACGUAUGCACCCAGAGCCUCUUCCCACUUCCAAGGUAGAUCCUGACUCCAAACAGCCUGUUGACACCUCGCCAGCUCCCCCAGAGCAGCUCAGACGGAUGGAGGCACUUCUCAAGGUGCACCCAUCCAUCUCUGAUGUUGCAAAUUCCAUCCUUAAACCCUUCCUUAGCCAUGUGAUCCCACAGCCCCAGCUGCUGAGCCUCUUAGCAGGAGUCACAGGAUGGUUUGGGUUGGAAGGGACCUUAAAGCUCACCUUAUUCCACCCCCUGCCAUGGGCAGGGACACCUUCCACUGUCCCAACCUUGCCUUGGACAUUUCCAGGGAUCCAGGGGCAGCCACAGCUUCUCUGGGCACCCUGUGGCAGGGCCUCACUACUCUUACAGGGAAGGAUUUUUUUCCACUGUCCCAUCCAAACCUAUUCAGUGUGAAUCCAUUUCUCCUUGUCCCGUUACCACAUGCUCUUGUGAAAAGUCCUUCUCAGUGUUUCUUGUCGGUUCCUUCAGGCACUGGAAGGCUGCAAUUAGGUUACCCCAAAGCUUCUCUUCUCUGGGCUGAACAAUCCCAGUUCUCUCACCCUUUCCUGGCAACAGAGGUGCUCCAUCCCUCUGAUCAUCUUGGUACCUCCCCUGGAGUCGCUCCAACAGGUUGACAUCCUUCCAGAGUCAAGUUACACCACUGCACCAGUAAAUCUGUCCAGAGCCUGCCUCCAUCCAACCCCUGUUGUUGUUCCUUGCCUCCUGGAAUAUGCUUUCUGCCUAAAACAUGCUUUGUGAACCCUCUGGCUUCUCUGUAACCACACAGCAAUGUGCUGUGCAAUUUGUCACUGCUGUAACCCCUCUCCAGCAGUAUUACAUCAGGCACAUGGUCCCACCCGACUGGAGCCAGCCUUUUGUAGGAUACCAACUGAAAAAGUUUACAAUAAACAUUCCAUGUAACCUGA
Molecule: messenger RNA, 1483 nt
Organism: Lonchura striata (white-rumped munia)
Lineage: Eukaryota; Metazoa; Chordata; Aves; Passeriformes; Estrildidae
Gene: PCBD1
Product: pterin-4 alpha-carbinolamine dehydratase 1
Biological process (GO): tetrahydrobiopterin biosynthetic process
Molecular function (GO): 4-alpha-hydroxytetrahydrobiopterin dehydratase activity
Source: RefSeq, a predicted model, not a curated record